Messenger RNA from Diuraphis noxia (Russian wheat aphid), 1167 nucleotides. RefSeq lists its product as uncharacterized. Gene Ontology annotation, cellular component: plasma membrane. Lineage: Eukaryota; Metazoa; Arthropoda; Insecta; Hemiptera; Aphididae. Gene Ontology annotation, biological process: carbohydrate metabolic process. The record is from RefSeq and is a predicted model, not a curated record. Gene Ontology annotation, molecular function: hydrolase activity, hydrolyzing O-glycosyl compounds.
UCUACUGGAAUGACUGACUAUUUGGCAAAAAAUUAUAUUGGGUGCUAUGAYGAUGCUAAUAACGUUGAUGAAAAUAAAACCAAAGAAAAGCAUUUAAUAUUUCAGAUGGGAACAAAUAAUAGCCCUAGACGGUGCAUGAAUCUCUGCAAUACUCAACGAUUUAAAUAUGCUGCUGUUAAGGGUAACGUCUGUGAAUGUAUGRAUUACGAACCAAAUUCUAGUUUAAAAAGUAGUUAUAGUAAUUGUAAUACAUUAUGCACAGAAAAUCCAUCGGAAUAUUGUGGUGGAAGAAGUACAUUUAGUAUUUACAAAACUUUAUAUUUAGAACCUCAAGGGAAAGUGGCUGUGAAUAAAAUUGGAUGCUUCAAAAAUCUUAAAAGACAUCCAUUAAUAAGUGGUUGGGGAAUAAUAUCUUCUAACCUAACUCCUAAACAUUGUGUGUACAGUUGUUAUGCGAGAAGAUUUCCGUAUGCAGCGCUUGUAUCUUCAUUAUGUUUUCAGAUUGAUAAUGUUUUAAAAAUAAAUUUUAAAAAUGUUUUAAGAGAUUAUGAAUUCGUUGUUUACAAUAGUUCUGAAAAAAACUCAUUCGUGAAAAAUAGAGAGCUAGUAAUAAGACCCACAAUUCAAUCAGAUAGUUUUAUCAGGAAUGGUCAUUUAUCAUUGAACGGUUGUACAAAACACAAAGGAUCUGUUGGUUGUGAGAUGGUUGCUUCAUCCUAUAUUAUAAUACCUCCUAUAGUUUCAGCGAGACUUACCACAAAAAAUAAUUUGUUAUUCCUUUAUGGACAAGUGGAAGUUAUUGCUAAAUUAGCAUUAGGAGAUUGGAUAGUUUCAGAAAUAGCGUUAGUUAGUAAAUUAAAUGAAAAAAACAAGUUGGUGUUAGCUAAAUCAUUUGGAAAUACCGAUUUGAAAUGUAACGGAAGCGAUGAAAGUGCAAUUGUCUUAAAAUAUGGAUUGGAAAUUGAUGAGCUAUAUCAUGUAAAAUCGAAAAUGAAGAAAUUAACAUCACAAGAUACUUGGCACAAUGGCUAUCAUUCAUUUAAACUGUCUUGGUCUCCUGAAAAUAUCAUAUUUAAAAUAGACGAAGAGAUUAACCAUUUGGAUACAACGAAUUUACCAUUGGAUUUCAUAUUUGAUUCCGAGUAUUUCUUGUCUAUUGGUGUGUCA